AUGGCUUUAAUAAACCUCGAUCGCCUCCACUUCCGUACGCGCCCAUUCUUCUCCAACCACUUCACAGCUAUUGCGGUCGUAGCCUCUUCCCUCCUCGUCUCUCCCCUCCUUCGAUUGGCAUAUAUCGACUACCAAACAUGGUAUGAUCUCGGGCCCGGGGGCUUGCCACGAAAUGUACUAGGCUGGCUCAUCCAAGCUGCCCUUCGACCUAUCGCAAAGGAAACCCUCAGCACAGCCUGCUACAGCGAACCAAAAACAAUCGCACAAGCAGGUGUAUAUUCGCACAAGUCAUUCUUAAUAGAGGAGGCUGUGCCGGUGCGGACACCGCCGAGACCUGAUGUUGGGAAUUGGACAGUGCCACAGAGACAGAGGAGUGAGUUUGCGACGGACGAAACGAAAGAGCACAUCCAAUCCCACAUACAACAGCUAGCACACUCCUCGGCCUCGAACCUACGCCUCGCCCCCUCCCGCCUCGAACGUCACGGCACAGCGCUCUUCCUAACCACGCAACAAUUCCCACAUCCCGCAGCGCAGAAAACCAAAGGCGAGAUCACGCAUAUGCAUGAGAUCGAUGGGUCAUUACAUGUGAGUCUAGCGCCGAAGGACGCGCAGUUGGUGAUAGAACGGGGAUGGGGACAGCGACAUCCACUUAGUGGGGGGAUCUUAUAUGCUGGCUAUGUGUUUAUUUAUGCGCCCCGGACGAGCGAGGAGGAAGCGGUUGUCCAGGGGAUUUUGGAUGCUGGGGUCAAGUUUAUGGUGGGUGGGCAGCCGGGUAGUGAGUGA
Venustampulla echinocandica is the source of this 783-nucleotide messenger RNA. RefSeq lists its product as uncharacterized. The record is from RefSeq and is a predicted model, not a curated record. The coding region runs from base 1 to 783 and encodes 260 amino acids. NCBI's taxonomy places the organism in Eukaryota, Fungi, Ascomycota, Leotiomycetes, Helotiales, Pleuroascaceae. The transcript is spliced from 2 exons.